AUGGGGAAGUUAUUUUCGAAGCUGUUUGGCAACAAAGAGAUGCGCAUACUUAUGCUUGGCCUAGAUGCGGCUGGCAAAACAACAAUUCUCUAUCGGCUUAAGCUGCGGGAUUCCGUGGCUACAAUACCCACAGUCGGUUUUAAUGUGGAAACCGUUACUUACGGAAAACUUCGCUUUAACGUUUGGGACGUCGGCGGACAAGAAAAAAUCCGUCCUCUCUGGAGACACUAUUACACCGGCACACAAGGCCUUAUUUUUGUGGUUGACAGUGCUGAUCGGGAUCGUAUCGAAGAGGCCCAGAUAGAACUACAUCGCAUUGCCAAUGACAAAGAGAUGCAAGAUGCUAUCAUUUUAGUUUUCGCCAACAAACAGGACAUUCCCGAUGGUACGUACUCUUAUUUCUAUUUCAGUUCCCUCGGGCAUACUCAAUCAGCAAAAGAGUAA
This is a messenger RNA of Dibothriocephalus latus, 444 nucleotides long. NCBI's taxonomy places the organism in Eukaryota, Metazoa, Platyhelminthes, Cestoda, Diphyllobothriidea, Diphyllobothriidae. The record is from the annotation of a GenBank genome assembly.